AUGAGCAGAAGCAACAGUCCAAAGCUCUCCCGAGCCGGAUCUCAUUCUUCACUCUGGAGGUCUUGGAGUCCUAUGCUUGAUGGUUUAACUAACUACGACAAAUCACGCCGGAACUACCCUUGGUUGGCGAACGAUGACAUGGAAGAAGGGUUAUACGAGCCUCAGACUUCUCGACACUCAAGACGACUGUCAUUACUCGCCGAGGUUCCUGAUACCGUAAGCCAGUCCGAUCGGUCCAUCAAGUCUACGGAUGACUUAGAGGAACAGUCAGCUCCAGGGCCUCUUCUCGAACCUCAGGAUGGGGAUCCCAACCUUGUCACCUGGGACGGUCUUCAAGACCCUAGUAACCCCCACAAUUGGAGUAAGCACAAGAAAUGGGUCUCCACUAUUCUUGUCUCUUGUUUCACCUUCAUCUCUCCUGUGUCUUCGACAAUGCUGGCUCCCGCUCUACCGGAUUUGGCAGCCGAGCUCAAGACCUCGUCAGAUUUUGAGACAUACUUACUCAUGUCAAUCUUUCUUCUGGCAUACGCAAUCGGUCCAUUCGUAUUGGCCCCGUUGUCUGAGAUGUUUGGCAGAGUUGUUGUUCUUCAGUCAGCAAACAUGUUUUACCUGGUAUUCAAUACCGUGUGUGGAUUUUCUCAGACAAAGCAGCAAAUGCUGGUCUUUCGCUUUCUGAGUGGUCUCGGUGGAAGUGCUCCACAAGCGCUUGGAGGAGGCGUGCUGAGUGACUGCUGGCGCAAGGAAGAACGAGGAACGGCGACUGCCAUUUACAGUCUUGCUCCGUUCUUAGGACCUGCAGUAGGACCAAUUGCUGCUGGUUAUCUAACUCAGCAUUUAAACUGGCGUUGGAUCUUUUGGGUUGUUUCUAUAGCUGAUGCUGUGGUUCAGGUACUUGCGUUCCUGUUCCUGCAAGAGACAUACCCGCCCAAGAUUCUCAAAAUCAAGGCCAGAAAUCUCCGCAAGCUGACCGGCAACAAGUAUCUGCAUACCGUGUUUGAGCAACUAGAUCGAACAUUCAUAUCGUUGCUGCUGGACAACUUAAAGCGGCCCUUUAUCAUGCUCUUCACACAGCCAGCUAUACAAAUUACUGCACUAUACCGUGCUUACUUGUAUGGUUUGAUGUAUCUAGUGUUCGCAUCGUUCCCUGUGGUAUGGGAGCAGCAAUACAAUCAGCAACCUGGCCGUGCCAGUUUAAACUAUAUUUCUCUCGGUAUCGGCUUUGUCAUUGGACUUCAGAUUUCUGGUCCCUCAAUUGAUAAGGUUUACAUUAUGCUUAAAGACCGUCACAAUCAUCCUGGACGACCUGAAUUUCGCGUUCCGUUGAUGUUCCCUACAGCUCUGGUGACGCCUGCUGGUCUCGUUCUUUAUGGCGUUGCAGCGCAUCUCAAGCUCCACUGGAUAAUACCCAAUAUUGGAGCAGCGAUCUUCGCUGCAGGCCUCAUUCUUUCGUUCCAAUGUGCUCAGACAUACAUCAUUGAUUCAUAUGAAAGGUAUUCUGCAAGCGCUACCGGAGCUGCAGCCUUUGUACGCACAAUGGCAGGAUUCAGCUUUCCUUUGUUCGCACCGGCGAUGUAUCAGAAACUGGGAAUUGCGUGGGGGAAUGGAUUGCUUGCUGGGACAGCUAUGGUUCUUGGACUUCUCGCUCCUGUUGUACUGUGGCGUUAUGGAGAGUAUAUCCGACGGAAGAGUCCUUAUUGUGCAGGGUAA
Messenger RNA from Fusarium graminearum PH-1, 1707 nucleotides. RefSeq lists its product as uncharacterized. Gene Ontology annotation, biological process: transmembrane transport. The record is from RefSeq and is a predicted model, not a curated record. NCBI's taxonomy places the organism in Eukaryota, Fungi, Ascomycota, Sordariomycetes, Hypocreales, Nectriaceae. Bases 1 to 1707 code for a protein of 568 amino acids. The transcript has 6 exons. Gene Ontology annotation, molecular function: transmembrane transporter activity.